UGACCUCAAGUGAUCCACCCACCUCAGCCUCCCAAGGUGUUGGGAUUACAGGCCUGAGCCACCGCAUGCGGCCCAUUUUGUCCAUUUAAAAAAUGAAUAACAAAAAUAAGGAUAACCGUUAUACCACUGAUAUUUUUAACAUGGCUCUGGAUGUUCUAGUCAAUGCCUCCAGAACAGAGAAGUAUAUAAAUAUGAAAAAUCGGUGCAUACCACCGCGCCCAGCAAGGAAACAUCUUUUAAAAAUGGGAGACACCAGGCCAUAUUAGAGGCUCAAUCCAAUAGUGAGGGUGAGGCCGAUGAUACAAGAGAAUGAGGCAAUAAUUGAAGAAGCGAUGCCCUUGAGAAUGUUUGAAGCCCUGGGAUGCCAAGUGCAAGUGGAGCGAUUGCCCUUUAACCAGAAGAACACUUUGUCUGCUAUUGAAAAAAAGUGGAAAAAGGUUAUGAAGAGUGGUUCAGAUAUCAGAAGUUUUGCAGAAUUUUUAAAUUUAUUUUUAUUUUUUUAUUUUUUUGAGACUGAUUUUUGUAUUUUUAGUAGAGACGGGGUUUCACCAUGUUGGCCAGGCUGGUCUUGAACUGCUGACCUCGUGGUCCUCCCGCCUCAGCCUCCGGAAGUGCUGGGAUUACAGGCGUGAGCCACCAUGCCCAGCCAGAAGUUUUGUAGAUUUAGCCGUGGCAUGAUCAAGGAGUUGCUAUCUGACAGUUUCUACUUUCUCAAUGAGUUUUCCGAAGAAAAGGGGAGAGGCUGUUUCCCAGGGAGUGCGCAGUUCUGAAGGCUAACCAGGGACGUCUGGUUUUGGGCAACUACAAAUGGUUGUGUUCAAACUAAGCGUGUGUCAGACAGGGGUUGGAGUGUCAAGAGAGAAGGCAGGAGCGUUUAGUCUGCUUCAGAUAUGAAGACUCCCUGUAUCCCCAAGGCAGGGGCCAGAGCCCUGCUGCUCAGGAGAGGCGCCCCACGUGGAAUGCGCCGGCGCGGGAGGGGCGGCCUGACGCAGGUCAUUUGGGACCUCGGCGGGUUGGCGCAUGCGCGCGCCGCUUUCUCUUUUCUGAGUUUUCUGUGUUACUCCUGGUUCCGCUGGUUUUUCUGGCUAUAGUUCGCCGGUUUUUCUGGCCAUAGUCCCCGCGUCCAGGAUGGAGCAGCUGGACGAACUGGAGCUGCUGAUGGAGAAGAGUUUUUGGGAGGAGGCGGAGCUGCCGGCGGAGCUAAACCGGGACUUUUUCUGUCGCUCAGGAAGGGGCGCAGUGGCAUGAUCGUAUCUCACUGCAGCCUCAAACUCCCGGGCUCAAGUAAUCCUUCCUCCUCAGCCUCUUGAGUAACUGGGACUACAGGUGUACAUCAUCAUGCCUGGCUUCCAGUGCAUUCUUAAUCCUCAUUGUAAUGGGUAUCCCACAGAACUCCUUACAGAAAUUAAAAUGGAAAAUCUCAUAUCAUGAGCAUGUUUGAAAUGGCAUUACUCAGAAGUUUUUGUAAUAGGAAUUCUGUGUCUUUGCUCUGUUAAUUUUACCUAUUUUGGCUAAAUGUCAUUGCAAUAAGCUUUUCAGAAGAAAGAAACCUAGAAAACUGGAAGAUUGGUUUGUAGAUGAAACAGAUUGGUUGGCCUCUUAUUUCAUGGUUGUGCUAAAAUAGUUUUGUAUGUGUGUGCUUUAGAUUUCUGAAGAAGGCGGUUGCUUCCUUUCCUAGAACAGUUCUGAACCGAGGAAUGGAUAACCGGUACCUGGUGUUGGCGGUCAAUACUGUACAGAACAAAGAGGGAAACUGUGAAAAGCACCUGGUCAUCACUGCUUCACAGUCACUAGAAAAUAAAGAACUGUGCAUCCUUAGGAAUGACUGGUGUUCUGUUCCAGUAGAGCCAGGAGAUAUCAUUCAUUUGGAGGGAGACUGCACAUCUGAUACUUGGAUAAUAGAUAAAGAUUUUGGAUAUUUGAUUCUGUAUCCAGACAUUCUGAUUUCUGGCACAAGCAUAGCCAGUAGUAUUCGAUGUAUGAGAAGAGCUGUCCUGAGUGAAAUUUUUAGGAGCUCUGAUCCAGCCACUCGCCAAAUGCUAAUUGGUACGGUUCUCCAUGAGGUGUUUCAAAAAGCAAUAAAUAAUAGCUUUGCCCCAGAAAAGCUGCAAGAACUUGCUUUUCAAACAAUUCAAGAAAUAAGACAUUUGAAGGAAAUGUACCGCUUAAAUCUAAGUCAAGAUGAAAUAAAACAAGAAGUAGAGGACUAUCUUCCUUCGUUUUGUAAAUGGGCAGGAGAUUUCAUGCAUAAAAACACUUCGACUGACUUCCCUCAGUUGCAGCUCUCUCUGCCAAGUGAUAGUAGUAAGGAUAAUUCAACAUGUAACAUUGAAGUCGUGAAAUCAAUGGAUAUUGAAGAAAGCAUUUGGUCCCCUAGGUUUGGAUUGAAAGGCAAAAUAGAUGUUACAGUUGGUGUGAAAAUACAUCGAGGGUGUAAAACAAAAUACAAGAUAAUGCCACUGGAACUUAAAACUGGCAAAGAAUCAAAUUCUAUUGAACACCGUAGUCAGGUUGUUCUGUACACUCUCCUAAGCCAAGAGAGAAGAGCUGAUCCAGAGGCUGGCUGGCUUCUCUACCUCAAGACUGGUCAGAUGUACCCUGUGCCUGCCAACCAUCUAGAUAAAAGAGAAUUAUUAAAGCUAAGAAACCAGAUGGCAUUCUCAUUGUUUCACCGUAUUAGCAAAUCUGCUACUAGACAGAAGACACAGCUUGCUUCUUUGCCACAAAUAAUUGAGGAAGAGAAAACUUGUAAAUAUUGUUCACAAAUUGGCAACUGUGCUCUUUAUAGCAGAGCAGUCGAACAACAGAUGGAUGGUAGUUCAGUCCCAAUUGUGAUGCUGCCCAAAAUAGAAGAAGAAACCCAGCAUCUGAAGCAAACACACUUAGAAUAUUUCAGCCUUUGGUGUCUAAUGUUAACCCUGGAGUCACAAUCAAAGGAUAAUAAAAAGAAUCACCAAAAUAUCUGGCUAAUGCCUGCUUCGGAAAUGGAGAAGAGUGGCAGUUGCGUUGGACACCUGAUUAGAACGGAACAUGUAAAGACAAUUUGUGAUGGACAAUAUUUACAUAAUUUCCAACGUAAACAUGGUGCCAUACCAGUCACAAAUCUACUGGCAGGUGACAGAGUUAUUGUAAGUGGAGAAGAAAGGUCACUGUUUGCUUUGUCUAGAGGAUAUGUGAAGGAGAUUAACACGACAACAGUAACUUGUUUAUUAGACAGAAACUUGUCGGUCCUUCCAGAAUCAAUUUUGUUCAGAUUAGACCAGGAAGAAAAAAAUUGUGAUAUAGAGACCCCAUUAGGAAAUCUUUCUAAAUUGAUGGAAAACACGUUUGUCAGCAAAAAACUUCGAGAUUUAAUUAUUGACUUUCGUGAACCUCAGUUUAUAUCCUACCUUAGUUCUGUUCUUCCACAUGAUGCAAAGGAUACAGUUGCCUGCAUUCUAAAGGGUUUGAAUAAGCCUCAGAGGCAAGCGAUGAAAAAGGUACUUCUUUCAAAAGACUACACACUCGUCGUGGGAAUGCCUGGGACAGGAAAAACAACUACGAUAUGUACUCUUGUAAGAAUUCUCUACGCCUGUGGUUUUAGCGUUUUGUUGACCAGCUAUACACACUCUGCUGUUGACAAUAUUCUUUUGAAGUUAGCCAAGUUUAAAAUAGGAUUUUUGCGUUUGGGUCAGACUCAGAAGGUUCAUCCAGCUAUCCAGCAAUUUACAGAGCAAGAAAUUUGCAGAUCAAAGUCCAUUAAAUCCUUAGCUCUUCUAGAAGAACUCUACAAUAGUCAACUUAUAGUUGCAACAACAUGUAUGGGAAUAAACCAUCCAAUAUUUUCCCGUAAAAUUUUUGAUUUUUGUAUUGUGGAUGAAGCCUCUCAAAUCAGCCAACCAAUUUGUCUGGGCCCCCUUUUUUUCUCACGGAGAUUUGUGUUAGUGGGGGACCAUCAGCAGCUUCCUCCCCUGGUGCUAAACCGUGAAGCAAGAGCUCUGGGCAUGAGUGAAAGCUUAUUCAAGAGGCUGGAGCGGAGUAAGAAUGCUGUUGUACAGUUAACCGUGCAGUACAGAAUGAACAGUAAAAUUAUGUCCUUAAGUAAUAAACUGACCUAUGAGGGCAAGCUGGAGUGUGGAUCAGACAAAGUGGCCAAUGCAGUGAUAAACCUACCUCACUUUAAAGAUGUGAAGCUGGACCUGGAAUUUUAUGCUGACUAUUCUGAUAAUCCUUGGCUGAUGGGAGUAUUUGAACCCAACAAUCCUGUUUGUUUUCUUAAUACAGACAAGGUUCCUGCACCAGAACAAGUUGAAAAAGGUGGUGUGAGCAAUAUAACAGAAGCCAAAGUCAUAGUUUUCCUAACCUCCAUUUUUAUUAAGGCUGGAUGCAAUCCCUCUGAUAUUGGUAUUAUUGCACCGUACAGGCAGCAGUUAAAGAUCAUCAAUGAUUUAUUGGCACAUUCUUCUAUUGGAAUGGUCGAAGUUAAUACAGUAGACAAAUACCAAGGAAGGGACAAAAGUAUUGUCCUAGUAUCUUUUGUUAGAAGUAAUAAGGAUGGAACUGUUGGUGAACUCUUGAAAGACUGGCGACGUCUUAAUGUUGCUAUAACCAGAGCCAAGCAUAAACUGAUUCUCCUGGGGUGCAUGCCCUCACUAAACUGCUAUCCUCCUUUGGAGAAGCUGCUUAAUCAUUUAAAUUCAGAAAAAUUAAUCAUUGAUCUUCCAUCAAGAGAACAUGAAAGUCUUUGCCACAUAUUGGGUGACUUUCAAAGAGAAUAAAACACUAUUUCCCUUGCCUUUUCAUACUAGGGUAGUAUCUCCUCUAGCUCGUGCCUAUACAGAAAAUUCUAUCACCAUACAAAAUUUCAUGCAGUAUUUAUGUUUUUAAGCACAGGUGUACCCAAAACUGUGAAAAGUCUAAAUUUAUGGGUUCUAUACAUGUAUUUUUGCCUGACUUAGAGACAGAGUUUGAUAAAUUUUUACCAGCUUUGAAGAUGGAUUAACUUUUGACUUUGGGCUUUAAACUUUUAAGUCAGACAUUUCAGGACUAAUUUGAUUUUGUAGAUAUCAUUGUAAGAACUUUAUUUGAAAGACUUGAUAAAGGGAUUUGAUUUGUUUUCAUCAUUUAAGCACAGUCUUGUGAUGCUGAGAACGUAAGUGUGAUUCUUUUCUGUAUUUUGAGGUCCCUAAUCCAAAGGUUAUUUUGCUAGGAUUUUUUCUGCUAUCAGAUGUGUUUUCACUCUAAACCUAGUCUUUUAUGACAUGAAUUGAUUACUUCCUGUUAAUUUUCUAUCCUCCCUUACUAUCCCCCUUUUUUGUUUUCAGUAUUCAGUAUUUUGGUAUUCUAGAGUAGAUUUUGAUAUAAAAGAAAAUAAUUCUUACAUUGUCUUUUGCAACAAAUAUUGUUUUCUGAAUUGAUAAAUUUAAAAGUAGAUUCCUAUUUUCACAUAUGUUCAUAUGCCCCUAUGUUUGGGGGCAUCACUCAGUUUUCCCUUUUUGUGUAAAGAUGUUUUGUAAAACAAAAUAGCCUCAAGAUGAUUAAUUAUUUAUAUGGUAACAGAUUUAACAAAGGUUAAAAUCUUGGGGUAACAGAUCUGGGGGUUGGAAAUCUUCCAUUUCUCUUGAGGGUUUUUUUUUUAAUGAAUGCUAAAUAUGUUAAAAUUUUUGUUUCUACCUUGUGUUUUUUUAAAUUAUUACUUGAAGUUUUUUUAAUAAAUUUGUUCUACUAAUGGA
Piliocolobus tephrosceles (Ugandan red Colobus) is the source of this 5711-nucleotide messenger RNA. It is a transcript of the gene DNA2, whose product is annotated as DNA replication helicase/nuclease 2. Bases 1698 to 4757 code for a protein of 1019 amino acids. The record is from RefSeq and is a predicted model, not a curated record. Gene Ontology annotation, molecular function: single-stranded DNA helicase activity. Lineage: Eukaryota; Metazoa; Chordata; Mammalia; Primates; Cercopithecidae. The transcript has 21 exons.